Molecule: messenger RNA, 995 nt
Organism: Aspergillus fijiensis CBS 313.89
Lineage: Eukaryota; Fungi; Ascomycota; Eurotiomycetes; Eurotiales; Aspergillaceae
Product: protein tyrosine phosphatase-like domain-containing protein
Exons: 2
Coding region: 246-956 (236 amino acids)
Biological process (GO): fatty acid elongation; very long-chain fatty acid biosynthetic process; sphingolipid biosynthetic process
Cellular component (GO): endoplasmic reticulum membrane
Molecular function (GO): 3-hydroxyacyl-CoA dehydratase activity
Source: RefSeq, a predicted model, not a curated record
GCAGUCAGCACCCUGGAGGCCACCGAUCUACUUACUCCGGCCGUCCGAUUCCCAACCUGAGCGUUGACUUCUCUGGAAUUGAAUGUCAGUUCCUCAUUCCGUUCCAAUUACACAUCUCACUCCAAACACAAACCGCUUCCUCCCCGUACAGCUCCUUCUAACAUAGCUUCUCACCAGCAUCAGAACACCAUUACAGCCACCAAUUCACCUUUUUUUUUCUUCAAAAGAAAAGGAGUCAAAAAAAGAUGUCAACCAGCGCGACCACCAAGCCCCCAACCAGGGCGGCCACAACCUCUCGACCAUCCCCACUCACCAAACCCUACCUCAUCCUCUACAACGCCCUCAACUUCACCCUGUGGGCCACCUGCACCCUCCAGGGCCUCACCCUCCUCGCGACGGGCACGCCACUACCCCUCAUCUUCCACAAAGUCUACCCGCUCCUGCAGGUCACGCAAUCGCUCGCCCUGCUCGAGAUCCUCCACAGCCUGGCGGGCCUCGUGCGCGCGCCCGUCACCACCACCGCGAUGCAGGUCGCCAGCCGCAUCCUCCUGGUCUGGGGGAUCAUGUACCCCUUCCAGGGCGGGAUUGUCGGGGCCCCUGCCCCUGCGACCGCCACCGUGGCGGGCGCGCAGACGGGCGACUACGCGUUCCUGGGCUGCCUCAGCGCCUGGGGCAUCACCGAGUGCAUCCGGUAUGGGUUCUUCGUGUGCCAGGUCUCCGGGCUCGGGGUGCCGGCGUGGUGGGCGUGGCUGCGCUACAACACCUUCUACGUGCUGUAUCCGUUGGGCAUUAGCAGUGAGUGUGUGAUGGUGGUGCAGGCGUUGAAGCCCGCGGCCGCGGUGAGCCCCGUGUAUUGGUGGUUUUUGGUGGUCGUGCUGGGGGUUUAUGUGCCUGGCUCGUAUAUUCUCUACACGCAUAUGAUUGCUCAGAGACGCAAGGCGUUGAAGAAGAAAUGAUGGGUCCGCGGGCGUGCUGUGCUGGGCGCUGGGUUGGGG